Thamnophis elegans (Western terrestrial garter snake) is the source of this 1441-nucleotide messenger RNA. RefSeq names its product ankyrin repeat domain 61 (gene ANKRD61). Gene Ontology annotation, cellular component: pi-body. Gene Ontology annotation, molecular function: protein binding. Lineage: Eukaryota; Metazoa; Chordata; Lepidosauria; Squamata; Natricidae. Gene Ontology annotation, biological process: piRNA processing. The record is from RefSeq and is a predicted model, not a curated record.
UUCUUCUGCCUCACUGCUAUCUAUCUCCCUCUCUGCCUCCGACGCAGAGCCCUCAUCUGAGUUUUCCUUCAUUUUAACUAAACCACGUUAAAAGAUGACAGAGUGCAUGUUUGCCAAUUAUGACUUUCGUAUCUUUUUCUUCCCAACUGUCCCAAGAAAAAAGGAAGAUUUGUGCAAGACAAUACACAAAACGCAGAUCCUGAAGAGAGCCCCCCAAAAGCAGAAUGCUCCACAGAGAACCACCGAAGAACAGAAGAAAGGAAUAAUGGCAAACAUCUCCCUGUCAAAAUGAAGAAGAGCGCCAAGGCCACGCCCAGUGACGUGGCUGCCCACCACGAUCACCAUCCUCUCCAUCUGGCUGUAACCAUCGGGUGUCAUCACCUCAUCCCCGACCUGCUGAAGCGGGGGGCAAGAAUAGAGGCGGACGAAAGCGGCCAAACGGCUCUUCACCUCGCCUCCAAAACCCAACAAGAAGCCGUUCAGAUGUUACUCUGCUGUGGGGCUCGGGUGAACUCCACCACUCCAAUGACCCGAGAGACGCCGCUCCAUCUGGCCGUCCAGACCUCCUCCUGCAGCGGCGUUGUCCUAGCGGCCGGCGGGAAGUGCGUGGAGCUCCUGCUGAUGAGCGGAGCCGACGUGAGCAUGAAAGAUUGGAAAGGCCAGGGAGCUCUUCAUCACGCUUGCCGAAACGGCCGAGAAGACAUCAUUAACCUCCUCCUCAAUUACGGGGCGGACGUGAACACCUUAACGUUGCAAGCGGAGUCCUGCCUUUUCCUGUUCCUGGAAAAAGCGGCCAAUCUCAAGGCAGCCAACAUUCUCUGGAAGCUGCUGAGCCUCUCCUACCCUCUGAAGCUCACCAACUCUGAGGGCCGUCUCCCCCAACUGUUGGAUGACGCUUACUGGGAGCCGCUGAAGGACAUGCUCCUCCAACUCUCUUCCCAAGUGUGGUCCUUACAGGAUAUCUGCAAAUUCAACAUCCUGAAGGUCUACGGAGGAAACGCGAGAUAUUGGCUCAAAGAGACGAUGCCCAUCGAGCUGUGGGAUUCCAUCUACACGAGCCAAGAGUUUUCGUACGCUUCGAAAAUCGUUGAGAGGAUCUUCGACGGCGGGCGUCGCCAGUCCGAAGUAAGAGAAAGGCCCUGGGAUGCCAGCCUCCUCCUCCUCUUCCUCCUGAGCGUGAUUCCCGGGCUGUGGCAGGGCCCGCUUUUCCUGGGACGGUAAGCCGUUGGGGCAAAAAUAAAUAAAUCGAAAGCGUUUUAAGCUUUGCGUUCCGAGUCAAUCCUCACGGACGUUGCUUCAAUGGGGCUGCGCUCCAUCCAUUGGGAUACUUAGAGGAGGAAAACGGAGAGGGAUUUCUGCAUUUGGAGAUGGGCAACAGGCUAUAUUGGAAGGUUGACUCAGCCUUUCGUCCUUCCGAGGUGGGUAAAAUGAGGACGCAGAU